Exophiala mesophila is the source of this 3245-nucleotide messenger RNA. RefSeq lists its product as uncharacterized. The record is from RefSeq and is a predicted model, not a curated record. The transcript has 2 exons. NCBI's taxonomy places the organism in Eukaryota, Fungi, Ascomycota, Eurotiomycetes, Chaetothyriales, Herpotrichiellaceae. Bases 187 to 3006 code for a protein of 939 amino acids. Gene Ontology annotation, biological process: mitotic chromosome condensation. Gene Ontology annotation, molecular function: chromatin binding. Gene Ontology annotation, cellular component: condensin complex.
GAUCAAUCCGGAGCCACGGGACGGCAUUACUAUCCUUCUGAUCCUCUAUGUUGAGAGCGCGUCACUUGACAUCCAUCAGUGCUCCUCGAGAAGGGGAACUCGAACAAGCUAAGGCGCAUUGCCGCACCCGAAGGGACAAUCCAGCAGGCUGGCACAAAAGGAAGUGUUGAAUCCUCGCAAAUCAUUAUGCCGCGCAACCCAGGACAACAGACUGCACGCCCAAGUAGGCAAGCGGUGGUGAUGAAUAUGGCGCGCGAGAAGGGAAGGCCAUCGCCAGUGAAGCUUUCUCUCAACGAUGACCGUGGCGAGAAGGCUGCACGUCUGCAAUCUCGACAAGCCCUACAAGAGAUCCAUAUGAACGAAAUCCGCGCCGCGGCCAGUCCUGUACGAAAGAUCAAUCAACGUCGAGACGCGCACCAUCGAGCCAUGUCAGAAUCACCGCGCACUCCACGCACCUCAGCUGCCGCAGAUCUACGAAAAAGAGUCGUACAGAGUCACAACAACAAUAAUAAUGGUCAAAAUAGCCCGAGACAAAUUGAUAUUGUUACCGGUCAUGCUGCGACACCACCGAAACGCGUACCCAUCCUCGCAAACUUUGAAGAAUGGAUGAAAAUGGCUACAGAUAAUAAAAUCAAUGCAGCCAAUUCAUGGAACUUUGCUCUAAUCGACUAUUUCCACGACAUGAGCCUGUUGAAAGAAGGAGAUGGUGUCAAUUUUCAGAAAGCGAGUUGCACAUUGGAUGGUUGCGUCAAGAUCUAUACUAGUCGAGUCGACAGCGUUGCGACAGAGACGGGGCGGUUAUUGAGUGGAUUGGCAGAUGGCAGUGCCAACGAAGGCAAGAAGAAAAGAGGUGAUGCGGAUGGCGAGGAUGACGAUGAAGACGGUGAGGACGGUGAAGAAGGCGAGGAUGGCGAAGGGGGAAAGAAAAAGAAAAAGAAACCGGCUAGAAGUCAUGAAGCUACUUUGGCGCCAGGUUUUGCGACGUUUCAGGCCAAGAAACUCGACUUGGAAUUCGCAGUCGACCCUUUGUUCAAAAAGGCAUCCGCUGAUUUCGACGAAGGAGGAGCAAAAGGUCUUCUACUCAAUCAUCUGUCGAUUGACUCGGAUGGCAGAAUCGUAUUUGACAGCAGUGAUGAUGCGGGAGACGCAGCUCUUGCAGCAGAGAAAGGCGAACAUCACGACGGGGCGGAAGAAGAAGUUCAGGAUCCUCUCGCGAAGACAUCAACUACCGAAGCCGAAGUUCAAGUGGAAGAAGAUGCCGACGAGGACGAAGAAAUUGAUCUUGAUGGUUUGGCGUCAAAAUUCUUCCCCGACCUGUCAAUCCUCGAUAAUCAAGAUGUCUGCCCGUCGAUGAAGACUUUCACCCUGGGUGAUCCGUCAGGAGAUCUAGGCAUCCCUUUCUUGAAGGCGCCUGAGGACUGGCGAGACCAAAAGAAGGGAUCUGCGACACCACAAGCCCCGCCGAUCAGUGCCAACUUGUCAGACCAGACGGGUAUAUUUCUCGAUGGAAGCAAUGCGCUCGCAUUCGAUGACGAUGAUGACGAUGGCGGACUCCUGGGUGGAUUCGAUGUCGCAGAAGACGUUGGUUUCGGAGAAGGCGGUGAAGCUUGGGCGAGAGAUGCUGCCAUUGAUGCACAAGCUAGGGUUGGCCACGUCGGUGAUCUUGACGACAAUCUCAUUGAAGGAAACAAUGCGGAUGGGUACGCCAUGUCUCUACAGCACAAGUACCAGGAAGAUGCCGAGCAUGAAUCGGUCAUGGCAUAUUUCGAGAAGGCCUUCAACUCAAGGGCGAAAGGAAAAACCGCGUUCAUGACAUUGGAUAAUUGGAGGAUGCAAAAGAUCCAAAAAGCCCAGCAAACCGAGACGGCGCCUCCAACAAGGCAGAGGAAAGAGAAGGAGCCUUUUGAAAUCGACUUUGUUGGACCAAUGUCUGAAUCGUUACAAGAAUUGUUGGCCGCUCCAACAGUACUCAACACGCAGAUCAGCUUGCCAAAAGCGCAAUGGAGAACGAAAGGAAGAAACUUACUUGACAAAGAUGAUGAAGUCAUUGACCCCAGGAAGUUCAUGCGACUCUGGACCAAACCCAAAUGUCGCAUUGGCCGACGGAAAGGCGCACUUGGAAUCAUCGAUGAAGGAUUUGGCGCUCGCAAUCGUGUGGGAACCGUCAACCGCGGCGCAGAAGACGAGGAUGAUGAGGAGGGGAGAAAGGGUGAUUAUGACGCGAAUUUCUUUGCGGAUGAUGAUCAGAUGCUUCCCUUUGAUGGACCACUCCCGAUUGACGAUGACGACGACGAUGAUGGAAUCCUUGCCGGGGGAGAAGAACAGCAAGCCUUUAUGGAUGCAAGGGAAAUGCUCAGCCCUCAGCCUGAAGGUCACCAACAAAUGAACCUACUUGGUGAUGCAUUUGAUCCAGCAAACGACCCAGCUACUCAACAACCGCCCGACACACAAUUCCCGAACACACAACAAAGCGAACUCCUACCUGGUAGUUUUGGAUCUCAACUCGUCACACAAGCGGGUAAAAGAUUGCGACCUGAAUAUGUCAACUAUGCACGAACAGCGAAGAAGGUGGAUGUCCGAAGGCUCAAGGAAAAUAUGUGGAAGGGAAUGAGCGUCAAGCUGAUCCAGAUCUUUGAUAAACCCUCAGCGACGAGUCCUACCCCAGUGGCAGCUACAGAAGCCAAUGAAGACGUGGACAUGAUGGACGUUGAUGACCGACAAGAAGUGCAGACACCGGUUGACGGUCAUGAACCCAGCACGCCACCAACAACAACAACGUCCAACGGCGAAGUUAUGAACUUUACCGAGAUGAUCCAAGAUCUGCGACAGGUGUACCCGGAGCAGCAGAUGAAGGACAUCAGCACUAGUUACUGCUUCAUCUGUCUGUUGCAUUUGGCCAACGAAAAGGGAUUGGUGCUUGAAGGCGAGAGAGAAGGAGAAGAUGCAAUGCAGGAGAUCAGAGUCUUCCGAGAUCCCAACGUGGGAGAAGGAUAUGAAGGGGAGUAGUAAGGGAGGAAGUCGUCGGGGUUUGUUGGUAUUGGUACCUCAUGUCAUGUCUGGUCAAGAGUAGAUUUUGCGCAGGCGUUGUUGGAUUCUUGCAUCGUUGGAUUCGGCGUUGUAUAUUGAGAUAUCAUGCCAUACAUGCAUGGUCUGGCUAUGAUGAUUGUGUUGUGCAUGAAUGAAAGUGUACAGUUCACAAACAUCUAGGGUAACUUUGAUUGAACUUAAGUUUUGCGACGAUUAUG